Neltuma alba is the source of this 1017-nucleotide messenger RNA. RefSeq names its product UDP-glycosyltransferase 72B3-like. Lineage: Eukaryota; Viridiplantae; Streptophyta; Magnoliopsida; Fabales; Fabaceae. The record is from RefSeq and is a predicted model, not a curated record. The coding region runs from base 1 to 1017 and encodes 338 amino acids. Gene Ontology annotation, molecular function: UDP-glycosyltransferase activity. The transcript has 3 exons.
AUGGUUCCAUGUCCAGGUUUCAGCCAUCUAAUCCCACUCGUACAGCUUGCAAAACGACUAGUCGUUCAUCGUGCUCACUUCCACGUCACUCUCUUCAUCCCAACACUUGGCCCUCCCUCCAAAACUACAUAUUCCAUCCUUCAAUCUCUCCCUCCUCACAUAGAUUUCACUAUUCUUCCACAAGUGAAUCAAAACGACAUCCCUCAAAGUGCUGUCCAUCCAGCAACACAAAUCCAUCAUACUGUGAUGCUGUCUCUUCCAUCAUUUCAAGAUGCUUUUAGGUCUUUGAAUUCUCGAACUCACCUUUUUGCCAUGAUUGCAGAUUUGCUAUCAGUGGAUGCAUUAGAAAUGUCCAAGCAAUUCAACCUCAAGUCAUAUAUUUACUAUGCUUCAGGAGCAACUUCGUUGUGUUUCUGCCUUAAUUUUCCUGAACUUCACCAAGAUCACGACAAGGUUUCUACAGGCUUCCGAGAGCUAUCGUUGCAUAGCUUUUCAUGGGGCAAGGAUAUUCCUGACAUAGUUCAAGAAAGAUCAAGUGAAUCCUACGAAACAAUUCUUCACAUCUGUAAACGGUUCAAUUUUGCAGAUGGUAUCAUAGUGAAUAGCAUCUUAGAACUAGAACUAGAGAUAGAAUUAGCAACCGCAAACAUGUUAGCCACCGAUUGUUUAACAUGGUUAAACAAUCCGCCACAAAACUCAGUUCUAUACAUCUCUUUUGGGAGUGGUGGAUCACUGUCACAUGACCAACUUCGCCAACUCGCCUUAGGAUUAGAGAUAAGUGGCCACAAGUUUUUGUGGGUUGUGAGAGCUCCAAGUGAGUUUGCCUCUUCAGAUUAUUUGAGGGCCAAAGAGGAGGACCCACUUGAUUACUUGCCAAAAGGGUUUAUUGAAAGAACCAAAGAUCAAGGUUUUGUGGUCCCAUCAUGGGCCCCACAAAUUGAAAUCCUAAGACACGAGUCCGUUGGUGGGUUUCUGACUCAUUGUGGUGGGAACUCCACGCCUGAGGGUGUUUUCUAA